This is a messenger RNA of Brienomyrus brachyistius, 5013 nucleotides long. RefSeq names its product solute carrier family 38 member 10 (gene slc38a10). The record is from RefSeq and is a predicted model, not a curated record. Gene Ontology annotation, biological process: amino acid transmembrane transport. NCBI's taxonomy places the organism in Eukaryota, Metazoa, Chordata, Actinopteri, Osteoglossiformes, Mormyridae. Gene Ontology annotation, molecular function: amino acid transmembrane transporter activity.
GACUUUCGUUUCCUGUCGACGUGUGUCUCCGUUUUCCCUUCAUACUUCCUGGAUACGUACCCAGGAAACUGCGAGACAGACGAACGUAACGUUCGGAAAACGGAUUUUAUAACUCGAAGUUCGUUGUUUUGUAAAAUUAAACUAUCGGGAAAAUGUCUCUCAUGUAGUGCGUAAACGUAGGAGGCCUGGCAUUUGGUGCUUUGUAAUGUCGCUGUCUCGGGAAGUCUCGCUAUUGGUGUUGGACGGGAAAGGAUUCUGCCGAGUUUGACAUGCAGAGGAGCUUCGGCGGUACCCAGCUGUGCCUGUGUCGUGCUUCAUAAAACAGAGAAAAACACAGCUAUCGAAUCUCCAGCUGAAAACAUAGUUUGAUACAGCACCCCCAAAGGGAACCCCCCCCCGAACUGCCGCGGAAAUGACGGGCUCAAACUGGGGUCUGAUUAUGAACGUGGUGAACAGCAUCGUCGGCGUGAGCGUGCUAACGAUGCCGUUCUGCUUCAAGCAGUGCGGGAUCGUGCUGGGCACGCUGCUGCUCUUCUUCUGCUCCUGGAUGACGCACCAGUCCUGUAUGUUCCUGGUCCAUUCAGCCAGCAGCACCAAGCGUAGGACCUACGCCGGCCUGGCUUUUCAUGCGUAUGGGAAGGCAGGAAAAAUGCUGGUGGAGACCAGCAUGAUCGGCCUGAUGCUGGGUACCUGCAUCGCUUUCUACGUUGUCAUCGCUGACCUGGGCUCCAAUUUCUUUGCACAGCUGUUAGGGCUUCAGGUGACGGGAAGCUUCCGCGUGGUGCUCCUCGUCGUCGUCUCCGUCUUCAUCGUGUUGCCGCUCAGCCUGCAGAGGAACAUGAUGUCUUCCAUCCAGUCCUUCUCCGCCAUGGCGCUCAUGUUCUAUGCGCUCUUCAUGUUCGUGAUGGUGCUCUCCUCUUUCAAACAUGGUCUCAUCAGCGGGCAGUGGGUGAAGCUGGUCACUUACAUGCACUGGGACGGCGUCUUUCGCUGCAUCCCAAUCUGUGGCAUGGCAUUCGCCUGUCAGUCGCAGGUCCUGCCCACGUACGACAGCCUGGACGAGCCCUCGGUCAAGCGGAUGAGCACCAUCUUCACCUACUCCCUCAAUGUGGUCACCACCUUCUACGUCACAGUUGGCUUCUUCGGCUAUGUGAGCUUCACCGACAUCAUCGCCGGCAACGUGCUCAUGAACUUCCCCUCCAACCUGGUGACGGAGAUGAUCCGCGUGGGCUUCAUGAUGUCGGUGGCCGUGGGCUUUCCCAUGAUGAUCCUGCCCUGCCGGCAGGCCAUCAACACCAUGCUCUUUGAGCAGCAGCAAAAGGAUGGCACUUUCGCUGCCGGGGGCUACAUACCACCCCUGCGUUUCAAAAUGAUCACCCUCUCCAUUGUGUUCGGCACCAUGCUGGGUGGCAUUCUCAUUCCCAAUGUGGAGACCAUUCUGGGCCUGACCGGAGCCACCAUGGGCAGCCUCAUCUGCUUUAUCUGCCCUGCCCUCAUCUUCAAGAAGAUCCAGAAGAACACCAUCAGUGCCCUGCUGGUGCUCUGGGUCGGCCUGGGCAUCCUCCUCAUCAGCACCUUCACUACGGUCUCUGUGUCGAUGCAGCAGAGUCACAGUGUGCGGCCGCCUCCAGCCCCCAUGCCUGGGGGCGAUGCCAAGCCUGACCCGGGCCAGGCUGAGCUGCCCCAGCUGCAGACAGUCAAGAAUGUGGUUCUGGACAAGCCAAUGGAGAAACAGGAGCAGGUGAACCCCGCACGGCCUGCGGGGGGGGGCGAGCCCCCAGAACCUCCCCAGAUCAAAGUUCCCAUGGAGAUUCCGGAAAGAAAGAAGGGGCAGGAGGUGCAGCUGGACCGGCCAGACGCAGGCAUAGCCAUGCCAGAUGGAGAAGCACAUCGCCAUGAGCCCCCAAUUCCUCACGACAAGGUGAUGGUGGAUGAGAAGAAAAAUAAGGACGAGCUGGAGGAGGAGGUCAAGCGGCCAGCAGAGGCAGCAGAUGGAGGGGAGGACUCUGAGCAGGGGGCGGGGCUGGCACAGGGGGCGGAGCUGGUGAAAGGGGCGGAGCAUGCCCAGGAGGAGGCGCUAGAGGAGAAACUGGCGGAGGUCCCAAAGCCAGAUGACAGGGCCAACGCUGCUCUGGCUCCGGAGAAACAGGAGCAUGACGCGCCACCCUUCAAGGACUUGGACAGAGUGCCUGAGGGGAACAGGGUGCCUGUUGGGAAGGAUGGCGCCCAGGACAGGAGGAGAGGAGUAGAGGACAGGGCCCCGGCAGUGUCUUCUGAGAAACGGGACCAUCACGCUCCCCCUCCCGCAGAAGAAGACCCCCGUGUCCCAGUUGUGGAGCCCAAAGACAAGGAGGAAGGGAAGGAGGCUGCUGCGGAGGCGAGUAAACGGCGGGGUACAAAGGGUCAGCUGGACCACGCCGAGAUCCUGCAGGUGAUCAAGGAGCAGCAACAGAAGCUACUGGACCAGCAGGAGAAGUUGCUGGCUGCCAUCGAGGAGCAGCAGAAGGAUAAGCAGCAGCAGGGGGGGGUGGGCGGAGGGGGGGGGGGAGCAGCAACAGCAGCAGCAGCAGCAGCAAAGGGGAGCAGAAGGACAGCCAGGCCCAGAGGCAGAGCAGAACCAGAAGGAGAAGCUGCAGCCUGUGGAUGGAGGAGCCAAGGUCAAAGAGAUUGGCCCAGAUACUCAGGAGCAUGUGGAGGAGGUCAUUGCUCAGCCAGCCAAUAAGUGGUGAAGGAAGGGGUGGCUGGACCUCUGGGGGGCGCCAUGCACCCCGAUCCCCAAGUGCCCAGUUCCAGGCCAGUGAAGGAUUCACCUCCCCUCAAAGUGGGAGGGAACCCUGCCGAGCAGGAGGUAAUUGUAGACAGGGUUGUGGAACAACCACAUGUGGAGUUAAAGGCCAGGGGGGUACUGCUGGUACAGAGGCCCCCCGUAGGAGAAGCCCAGGCCGACGCCCAACCUAAAAUCAAACAGGGGGCUGCAGUUGGCGGGGCCGGGGUGAAACCGGGGGCUGUGGGUCAUCCAGAGGUGGAGAGGAUUAACAGGGACCUGGAGAAGCAGGAGAAGGUAGACAAGGAGCCGGAGAGGGGCCAAAAGGAUGUGGUGGGGGGAGGACAGGGCCUGGGGCUGGAGAUCCAUGGGGGGGCUGCCCCACAGCGGCCUAUCGUGGAGGCCCCAGAUGGUGCUGUCAAGAAUGCGGGCGGAGCACAGGAAGGGGAGGAGCAGCCAGUCAAAAAGGCUGGAAGAGACCUGAAGCAAAGCAUCCAAUUGCAGGAAGAGGUGGAGAGGAGGGGGACGCCCAUCGAGCAGGGGGCCACUGUGGGUAAGGAGGCCCAGGAGGGUGAUAAUCAUCACCUGGAGGAGCUGGACCUGAAGAGGAGGCGACGCGAGGUUGGGCCCGGGGGCGUCCCGGGGCUUGAGCCCCUGCUGGAACUGGGUGGAUCUGAUCUUCACGCUGCUCUGGAGGGACAGCUCCUGGGGGGGGCACUGGUCCACACCCGGCAAAUCAAAGAGGCCACACACACUGAAAAGGAGAGAUAACACCUCCUCCUGCUCCUCUACCACCUCCUCCCACACACAGAUGUUUUUAGUAUUCAUUCCCUUAGGAGAGAGCGUCCUCUGCCCACUCCCUCCAGGUCGGCUGGGAUGUGGGUGGCAGCUCGCAGGAGAUCAGCAGCUCUGCUCCAUGGUCUUUGGAGCCUGACACCUGGUAUCUCCUGCCUGGUCUUCGUCCAGUCAGCCUCGAGCGCACAGACGUCACACGCCACCAGCCACUUCUACUCUUCCGUGACUUUGCCUUAAGCGGUGGCACUUACCCGUAAAUCCGCCUGCCCCAUGAGGCUGGUUCGCCACCGACAUCAUUCACGUGACGUCACCUGACACAGUAUGACUGCAUCCUGUGUUUCUGAGCCCUGGGUUACCUCCCUGCCCCCCCCCCCACCUGGAUAUCUCCUAUUUAUCCAAAGACCUUCAGUCACUGAUAUUUUUAUAAUGCAUCUUGCUUUAUAGUCGAUCUGUGUAUUUUUCACCCGGGAGCGAUUUAGGACCAAAAGCUUUAUGAAACUCUUUUGUACACGGUGUAGAUUGCUUUCAAAGAGGGGAGCGGCUUCGAUUUGUUUUAUUAUGUCAGACAUCAGUCUGCGUGAGUUAGGUCAGUUUAAGAACUUAAAUAUUCUCAUUAGUGCUGCGGUGCCUCGUUUAGUCUGACUCUUCCUAUUUAAACGUGUUGCGCCUCUCAUUUUUCAAAGGAUCACAGUCCUUUUGAGGUCAUUGUUGAAUUUUACAUGCACUCCCCUGCAGAGUCAUUGUUUCCAGUACAAUGUUGAAUAUUCCAGUGUAAAUACAGGACCAGCUGAGUACUUGGAUUUACACCUAAACUGUAGUACAGUUGGGUGCAUCUCCAGAAAGGGGGGGGGGUUUCUAUGGACAUGGUGUUUCCCUUCAAGCCGUGGAAUCCAGCACCUCCCCUAUCCCAGCAUUCCACAUUCUCUUCUUCUGAAUGUUUCUUCCACCUUGUGCCUUAAUAUAAAUGUACAUGUAUUCGCUGUGUUUCAGGGACUUGUGUAACAUGGAGUGUGUCCCACGCCUGUUGUUGUUCCGGUGUUUGGGGGCUUUCUGCCUUUAAGUGCCUGUGUCAUGUAAACAUUUCUGUUCUUGUUUGUUAUGUGUAUGUACACAUUAGAAUAUGCCAGACAUUCCAAGAGAUCCGAACGGAUUCUCCUUCAUUUCAAAAGGUCAUAAUUAACGUUGCCCCCCAAGAACUGCUGUUGAGGGACAAACUGUAAGUAUAUAUAGUCGUUAGUGUCUUUGUCAGCAUCUGUGACAGUUUCGCUGAACGUUGGCAUCCUCCGACCAUAAGGUUGUUUCAUAGAAAACCAAAUGAUCCGCAGAAAGUUACCAAAAAAAGGAUGUUUGUAAAUGGAGAAAGUCCUGUGAUUAUGUGAUAAACUGUAUUCGAGUCAUACAGCAUUGAAAAAAUUUAAAUCAAAGAUCUCAAUAAAUAAUGUUCUUUAAACAUG